This is a messenger RNA of Arachis stenosperma, 1952 nucleotides long. Its product is annotated as probable protein phosphatase 2C 40. The transcript has 4 exons. Gene Ontology annotation, molecular function: protein serine/threonine phosphatase activity. Lineage: Eukaryota; Viridiplantae; Streptophyta; Magnoliopsida; Fabales; Fabaceae. Gene Ontology annotation, biological process: protein dephosphorylation. The record is from RefSeq and is a predicted model, not a curated record. The coding region runs from base 268 to 1743 and encodes 491 amino acids.
AGUCGCUUAAAAACUGAACACAAAUAUGGCGUUUACGUUUCUUCUUCUUCUUCCUCUUCUUCUCGUGUGUCAACCGUGUUCUCAGCCAUCUUUUCGCUCCCCUUGUCUUCUCAUUCUUCACUAACAAACUCAAUAGUUCUCAUUCUUCUCUCUCUCCCUCUCUCUCUCUCUCUCUCCCUCUCUCUCUCUCUAGCUGCAUUCACAACACCUUCACUCUUUCUCUUGCUUCUGCUUUCAUUUUCAGGAUAAUUCGGCCGGGGGAUAGCCAUGCUUGGUCCUGAAACAGAACUUAAGAUAAGUUUUGGCUACCAAUGCAAUGGCAUUGCAGAUAUCUCGUGCAAGUCUAUCAACGGCUACAAAAUCCUUCCUUAUUUCCCUAGAACAAGCAGUUUCUCUUGCUUGUCUGGUGCUGCCGUUAGCGCAAAUGCUACACUUGCCAACACAAACAUCUGCAAUGGUGUGAUAGGGGAAGAAAUCCUUCCUAGUUUGGACUCUCCUAAAUCGUUUCGUAAGAUACCCUCUUCGCCAAGUCUUUCGAAGUUGGACAUACUAUCAUCUUCUCUCCAUGGUAGUUUCUCAAACCUCAGUUGCAGUCCAUCCACACAAAGUGAUAUGUUUGAUUAUGACACUUGUAUGGUGAGUGCUCCUUGCAAAAGUGAAGGAUUUCUCAAUGCUAUGGAAGUACAAGUAGCAGGGGGAGCUGCUGGUGAAGAUAGAGUUCAAGCAGUUUGUUCUGAAGAAAAUGGCUGGCUCUUUUGUGGAAUUUAUGAUGGCUUUAAUGGCAGGGAUGCAGCUGACUUUCUGGCCUGUACCCUUUACGACACUAUCAUAUCUUAUUUUAAUAUGCUGUAUUUGGAUUUGGAAUCAGAUUCUAUCAAAGCUUCCAACAGUCUUGAUUUGGGUGGAUCAUCUCAAUAUGAGUUGGAUGAGCAUCAAUCUCGUUCUCAGAAAUCAUUUUCACAUGCUAUCCUUGAUAGCCUCCAACGUGCUCUCAAUCAGGUUGAGAAUGAUUUCUUGUACAUGGUUGAGCAGGAAAUGGAGGACCGUCCGGAUUUAGUUUCUGUCGGAUCUUGUGUUUUACUUGCACUUCUUCAUGGGGAAAAUUUGUAUACACUUAAUCUUGGUGACAGCAGAGCAGUAUUGGCAACGUGCAGUAUGGAUGGCGGAAUGAGUGGCAAAGAGAGAAGAAUGAAAGCUAUCCAGCUUACUGAUAUUCAUACUGUUGACAAUGGAGCCGAAAGAGCUCAACUUCUUGCUGGUCACCCAGAUGAUCCCAAGGCCAUUGUAGCUGGGAAAGUGAAAGGAAAAUUGAAGGUUACUCGCGCUUUUGGAGUUGGCUACUUGAAAAAGAAAAUUCUGAACGAUGCAUUGAUGGGAAUUCUUCGAGUGCGUGAUCUCAUAAGCCCACCAUACAUUUCCAUUCAACCAUCACUAAAUGUGCAUAGAAUCUCAAGUUCCGAUCAAUUUGCUAUAGUUGCGAGUGAUGGUUUGUUCGAUUUCUUCAGCAAUGAUGAAGCAGUAGAGCUUGCAGAGUCUUACAUCCUAAGCAAUCCAUUUGGUGAUCCAGCAAAAUUCCUUGUUGAGCAACUUAUAGCAAGAGCUGCUGAUUCUGCAGGUUUUAGCAUGGAAGAGUUGAUGAAUGUUCCGGCCGGGAGGAGGAGGAAGUACCAUGAUGAUGUGACCGUGAUUGUCAUCAUCCUUGGGAUGAAUCAACGGACGUCAAAGGCAUCAACUUGCAUCUAAAGGUGCAACAUAAAUUUUGCAUUUGAAGAUUUUCGCGGAUACCUUGAUCAUGAAGGAAGUGUUUCCUACUAUGAAGUUGUGAUAUUUAUAGUGUACAUAUGUAACUUCAGUUUUCUUGGGUAUGUAAAAAAUUUUGCAGAAGAGACAAUCACCAUUUUGUUUGAACACUCAAUAAUUUUGGAAAUGCACUUGUUUUGAUCUUUGCCAGA